AUGGGGAAAGGGAAGGUGUCCGCUAAGCCACCCACUAGAAAGCGGAUGGACAAGCUCGAUAUGGCCUUUUCCUGCCCAUUCUGCAAUCACGGGAGCAACGGAUGGACAAGUGAUAUGAAAAACCUGACUGGUGAGGCUAAUUGUCAAAUCUGCCAGAAAAGCUUCAGCACCACUGCAAAUGAGCAUAGCUGA
Triticum turgidum subsp. durum (durum wheat) is the source of this 192-nucleotide messenger RNA. NCBI's taxonomy places the organism in Eukaryota, Viridiplantae, Streptophyta, Magnoliopsida, Poales, Poaceae. The record is from the annotation of a GenBank genome assembly.